This is a messenger RNA of Cygnus atratus (black swan), 2898 nucleotides long. RefSeq names its product small integral membrane protein 30 (gene SMIM30). The coding region runs from base 214 to 399 and encodes 61 amino acids. The transcript has 2 exons. NCBI's taxonomy places the organism in Eukaryota, Metazoa, Chordata, Aves, Anseriformes, Anatidae. The record is from RefSeq and is a predicted model, not a curated record.
CCGCCCCUGGCUCCGGCCCUCCACCGCCCCUUCCUGUGAUGGCGGCCGGCGGCCCCCGGCAGCGCGGCGAGGCGGCGCGGGCCGGCCCCGCGGGGAGCUGAGCGGGGACGUUCCCAGCCCGGAGCCAGCGGCGCUGCCUUGCGCCGGGAGAUAUCGCUGAGGUCCCUGCGUUCCAGCACUUCCCUCGUUUAACUUCCCUGUGGGGUCGGCAGCAUGUCUUCUACCGGGCGCACCUCAAAAUUUUUCCUGGCCCUUGCUUCGCUGCUGCUGGUGCUGCCAGCGGUUGAAGCCAUGGAUGCAGGAGAUACGAUUGCCUUCCUGCUAGGCCUCGCUGUCAGCGUCAUUGGAUUCUGUGCCUGCCUCGGCUUGUAUGCCAGGAAAAGAAAUGGACAGCAAUGAUGUCGAGAAGAUGCUCAAAUGAAGUGUAUUUCCAAAUACUGCUUGGGGUUGAGGUCUGGGAAUUAACACUGUGUUCCAGUUCUGGAUAGCUUUCAAAAACUUCUAGUAGGUAAUUCUGCAAACCCCUCUUACUGUGCAAUACAACAAAUCGAGAUUGUACCCAGUAGAAGGGAUUUGUAGGAUCCUGUCCUCAUGACUUUAAGGUGAUUUUACAUUGCUUGUGAUUAAGUACUGCCUUAGCGAAGGGUAAAAAACUGUUUGAAUGGGGAAGGAAAACCAUAGAGUGGUUCACAGUAGAUGAUUACAAAUGAAAUGUGUGAGGGAGACCUUCAACAAGGUCUGCAAUUUUGGUUUCAGGGGUUAAUCAGGUGGAAGCAGCUAUUAGUCUUCCAGUCAGGAUGAUGGAGCUUUGGAAAUACCUCUAACGAGACAACUAGCGAGCAGACUGCUUUGACAUGUGUGCAUGUGCUCACAUUCUUUGUAAUGACAGUUAGUACCUAACAGCUCACUUCUGCUGUCACAGGGACAAGAUUUGGGAGAGCUAAGAAAACAUGGAAAACUUCAUUCUAUUGUAUUUUUAUUUUAGAAUGUGCCCCUUCUGUAGCCCAGGUUCUUGUUACCAGAAUGGGACCAUUAAUUUUCUUUAACGUGAAUUUUGCAUGUAAAACUACAUAAAUCAAAUAAGGGUUAUGUUUUGUUGUCACAUGUUUAUUAUUUGCACUCAGCUUUCCUUUAAGCACACAAGGUUUAAACUCUCUUUUUUUUUUCCUGAAAAUGAAGAUUUAGCUAUUUUACUGAGGAAUUAUGUGUAGUGUUUCUGCAUUGGAGGGUUGUUAGAAAUAUAUCAAGGCAGUUGUGCACAUUUCUUUUGCAAUAUGGAAACCACUUGCUUUGUUAAAAUCCGGGUUUUAGUCAACAGAUCUGUUGUUCUUGAGUGUCAUCCUCAUAACAAACUUAAUGUUAUUAGCUAAACAUUUAGGCUUCUUAUCUAUUGAUACAUUGGAGUUCCAUGGAAGAAUAGGACCAAAACCAAAGUAAACAGUCCUGAUGCAAAAUUCUAUUCAUACUCAGUCAGAUUGUGUUAUAUGGUCGAAAGAAUCUACUCAGUAGCACAUCUGGAACCCAAUUCUUUCUCUUAGUACCAAAGGAGAAAUGGCACAGCCAAGAAUCUCUAUCACAAAUCCCUCUGGCUUAUUAGGUUGCUGUCAGCUUGAUGCAAGGAAUACAGUCCAUAAAAGCAAAUAAAUAGCAGCGGAAUAAGCAGUGUAGGAAGGUGAACUCUCCACAGUUCACAUAAUUUCCUUCUGAUCUCGUGCUGUGGGCACUGCCACUCUUGCUAGAAAUCUUGGCUUUUAUCUUUUGGAGCUGGGGAAAAAGGUUAAAUGUGAUGCAAAGUUAUAUAUUUUGAUACUGAUCCUCCCCUUUCUGUGUAAAUGUCUCUGUUCACUAGAGCACAAAGCAAUGGCUAGAAGAAUUGUCAAGUAGGUCUUACCAUAAGUAAUUGGAUGGGCAGAUCAUGUUCUACAAAUUAUUUCUAUAGAUUUCUAUAUUCUGUAUGCCAUUUGUGGCUGUUUUGACUUCCCUCUCUAGCUUCUGAGGAGACAGAAGCCUUGUUCAUUUCAGUCUUGCAAUUUGUGUCUCUGUCUCAUGGUUGAUAGCGGGAGGAAGGUAAAAUUAAAGCUUCCAAAAUUUUGUGGGGUUGAAACUGUAGGACUCAACACAGCAAGCCGCAACAAUGGUGGUUUCUGCUCUCAAACUAUGGGAAUAAUAAUGGUCACAAAAUUGCUGUGAUGAAAUGUAAGCCUUGCAGUGUAGCUCUUCUCAAACCUCUUUUGUAACUUCCAAACAUCACAAUGGGACGUGGUGCACCAUUCUCAUACAUAUGAAUGAAAUUUACAGCCCUACAGGGAGCUUUGGUGUCACCUUCAAAGGCUGCCCUGGAGCAGUAGAUGGUCCAAUAUGUGAUUUUUUUGAGCUGGGUGGAUGCAAGCACACAUCAUGUGUGAUCUUCUGUAUUCCAGCUUGGCUAAACCAUUAAUACCCUUUCAAAACAAAAGAUAACAAAAAAAAAAACCUGACAAACUCAAUUCACUUUGUAUUUCCCAAAAUUUGAGAAGUCUGCCAAUUUUUCAAUAGAAUAUUAAAUAAUGCUCUUUCAAUAGAAUACGUUUUAUCACAAGCAGCUUUUCUCAGACUCCUUUAUCUUCACAUUGGAAAAGAUCCCUGGCAAUGGUUUCACAGGACUGUGCAACAGUUUCACUCCAGGAGAAUGAAAUUUUAGCAGAAUAAUUAGUGUCAGGCUGUAGGGAUAUGAGAAACUGUGGUGUUUGCCCGAAGCUUUAUGUCCUCCAUUGAAAGGUGUUUGCACAGCACAAUGGCGUUUCCUAGGCUCUGACAGAGCUUUAUUGUUGGCGAUUUGCAUUUGUCAAUGACUUGAGUGUAAAAUUGGAUAUCCCUCUUUUUCUUCUGUUUUAAUAAACUUUCACGUAUGAUUUGUUA